Molecule: messenger RNA, 1413 nt
Organism: Heterobilharzia americana
Lineage: Eukaryota; Metazoa; Platyhelminthes; Trematoda; Strigeidida; Schistosomatidae
Source: the annotation of a GenBank genome assembly
AUGUCUAGUCGUCGUACCUUCGAUGUAAAUAUUUGUUUGACAGUCUAUCGUCUAAUUGAAACAGACUUUACAAAAAUGUUGAAUGAAUCACGAUCUGCUAUGAUUAUUCCAGCUGCACGUAUUUUGAAGCAAAAACCUAGUAUUUGGGUGGAAAUAAAUCAAGCAGUAACUAAGUACAAACCAGUCAAUUUGGGUCAGGGUUUUCCAGAUAUUUUACCAAAGAAACAUGUUCUUGAAAGCGUAGGUAUGCUUGGAAUGCUUGAAGUGAAUCCACUUCUGCAUCAGUAUACUAGAUCCAUGGGUCAUCCACGUUUGGUCAAUGUAUUAUCUAAGUUGUACACAAAUUUCUUUCGAUGUGAUCGUGAACUCUAUGCUCAAUCCGGUAGUCUACAAGUUGAUACUUUUCCACUAAAUAAAGAAAUUGAUCCUUUAAAAGAGAUCAUAAUCACGAUAGGAGCUUAUGGAUCUCUUUAUGCAGCUAUUUCAGCAUUGGUCAAUCCUGAUGAUGAGGUUAUAAUUAUGGAGCCAAGUUUUGAUUGUUACACUCCAAUGACAAUAAUGGCUGGUGGUGUACCUGUAUAUGUACCAUUGCGACCGACAGUUGCUGAUGGUGAAGAAUUGACUAGUAACUGUUGGAAAUUGAAUAUGAAAGAAUUGGAAUCUAAGAUUACUCCUAGAACUAAACUAUUACUCCUCAAUACGCCACAUAAUCCUUUGGGCAAGGUAUUCAAUAGAGAAGAGUUAGAAUCUAUUGCUGAUAUAUGCAUCUGUCAUAAUCUUGUAUGCAUUUCAGAUGAAGUGUAUGAAUGGUUGGUAUUCCCACCUAAUCAACAUAUAAAAAUUGCCUCUUUACCUGGUAUGUGGUCACGUACCUUGACUAUUGGCAGUGCUGGUAAAACAUUCAGUGUAACUGGUUGGAAAUUAGGAUGGACAGUUGGGCCAGCUAAUCUAAUUCAAGCAAUGCAAUUACAUCAACAAAAUACAGUGUAUACAUGCCCAACACCUUUACAAGAGGCUGUAGCACGAAGUUUAGAAAUUGAAUUACCGCUAUUACACAAACCUGACUCAUAUUUUCAUGAAAUGUGUUCAGUUAUUGAGCCAAAAGGUCGUAAUAUGGUGAAGCAGUUAAAUGAAAUUGGCAUGAUUGCAGUAAGGCCAACUGGGGGAUAUUUCUUGAUAGCAGAUAUUUCUAAAAUGAAUGUUCCAUUGGAUGAAUUAGAGGAGAAUGAAUUACUACCGUAUGAUGUCAGGUUCAAUAAUUGGAUGAUGCAGAAGAAAGGUGUUUCGGCUAUUCCAAUGAGUGUUUUCUACUCGAAAUCUAAUCAACAUCUUGGUUCAAAUUAUCUCCGAUUCUGCUUUUUCAAGGAAGACGCCACUUUAAAUUCUGCAUAUGAAAUUUUAAAGAGGUGGUAA